UCACUUUGGCUAAUUUAGUAUUCGAUAAGGUUGAAAACGAUUCACAUCUCACCUAAGAGUAAAUCGCUUAGGUUUUAUUUGAAAACGGAAACGGGUUGAAAAAUGCAACAUCUGUGGUUACAAGUGAUUUCUGUAAUUGUUUUAACCUUAAGCUAUAUUGGAUUAGUGCGUGGUCAAGUGUGCACCAGCGAAGAUAUAACUGCCGAGGAAUGGGAAUGGGGAAUCGUAAACGACAAAAUAGACGCCUCAUUCUCGGGAACCUUAGCUGAAUUUCGGAUGAGAGAUACAAUUAGCAUUACAACGGAAAGUAGCAGUCGACAGUACAUUGAUGCUGCUUUGGAAGGCGAUGUUUUAAGGAUAUUCACAACCGAGGCUUUCGCCAGUUACGAAGACCAAGAAACGGCGUUUCAAAUCCAGCUGAGAAUAACAUUCGUCUGUGCGUCACCAUCUACGACACGUAUUGUGUUUUAUCAAGGAAUAAACAGUGCGAAUAAUCAUCCGCCAAAGUUUUCCGAGUCUGAAUACACGAUUCCGGUUACGUUGCCGUUGCCCAAAGGUUUCGAUUUAACAUUUUUCAAAGAAGUGCUAGCGAGAGACAUUGACUUGGAACACAAUCAGGUCACGUUCCGUUCGCCAGCAUCGGAUUUUAUCGAUGUGGGAACGUCGGAGAGAAUUGGCGACGACAAGAAAACAUUCUACGCCACAUUGGUUCUGAAUCAACAACUUCUGACGUUGCCACAAAAUUUCUCUUUCACAAUUACGGCGACCGAUAGUGGUGUCGAAUUCAGCCGAGGCGAUUCAGCCCAGAUUCACAUUGUGGCAGACGGAAACGCUACCUAUAUUCCGCCGCCAAGAUUUGAAGAGGCUAUUUACCGCGGAGACAUCAGCGAAACCGGAGAGUUUUCCUGUGAAACACCAACUAUCGUGGAAGAUACCUAUUCAGACGAAUUGAGCUACACACUAAGCGGCACCGAUGGUGAUUUAUUUUCGGUUGAAGCACGUCCUCCAUACUCAGUUGCAGUGACAUUAAAAGCGCCCAUUACUGAAGAGAAUUUAGUUGGAAAAACGUUUUUCACGGCUACGAUUUCUGCGAAUCAUCCGGAAGUGCCCAGUGGCUCAACGGUAUUGCUAGUUAGUCUGCCUAGUGUACCGGUUGUUACAACGCCGAAACCAAGCUUCGAGAAGUCCUUGAUUCGAGGCUCAAUCAAUGCAGAAUUGGAAUUGUUUGUCGAGACGAUUGUUUUGUCUGUUCAAUCGUAUACGUUGGACACAACUUUUUCGAUGACUGGAGACGACAGUUCAACAUUCACUCUGACAAACGAACAGAAUGUGGUGACGAUCAGAUUGAAUGGUCCUCUGGCCGAGGAAGAACUUCUGACCAGAGAAUUUUAUUCGUUUGUGGUUGCCGCAACCAAUCCAGUCAGUGGAGUUGCAGAGACGGCGGUUCUUAUUUCACUGCCGCCGAAAAUAUGCGAAGAGUGUCCCGAAUGUCCGGAACCCACUAUCUGUCCCGAAUGUCCCGAAACGACUGCUUGUCCCGAUUGUACAACGCCUUCCCCUCCUGCGGUCGAUUUGAGUCCCAAAUUUCAGAAUCAGUUUUAUAGUUUCACUAUAAAAUCGAACGAGUUCGGUAAAAUUGGAGACGUACUCGCCGAGUCGCUGAGUGCGGAUGCCGUAAUUGAGUAUUCGAUAGCGACGGAAAAUGCAUACUUCAUGACGAAACUAACCAUUGAUCCGAGCACGGGCGAGAUAUUUCUGCAAGAGGAAAUCAAUUCCGGAUACUACGAAGCGGAGGUGACGGCUGGAAUUUCGGUUGACGAUGAGAUUUUGCGAAGUUCCAGUGUGAUAAGACUCACAGUUCUGCUAGUCAGUACAUGUCCGGAUGGAAAUAAAACUGUCGAAAAGUCGCUGACCAUUCAAUAUUUGAGGGAGAACGAAAUUCAUCGAAAUAUUUUCCCCAGCAAAAUUGAUGAUUGCAAUUACGUUAUCCGAAGUAUCCAGCCGAAUGACAAAGAAUACGUCACUAUUAACAAUGAGACCAAUAUGUUGGAGUCGAUUAGCUUUGACAGAGAAGACAGCAUAUUCAACGAGUACGAAGUGCCUCAAAUUCAGAUCAAACUGAAACUCAAUUGCGAUGGCGAUACUCCAACAGCAGCUAGACAAUUGGACCGUUAUCAAGCACCCCAUCGAUCCUAUUCCAUCAAUGUCACCAAAUCACCGUUACCCCGUUCCAUUGAUCCAUCGAUAGGCGACGGUCGCUGGUAUACCCUAACCAAUGACAUUGACUUCACAUCCGAUUUGACGGUAAUCAACAUAAUCAUCGAGGACGUAAACGACAACUAUCCGAUAUUCGAUUCAUCGACGCCAUCGUUCGUCGGGUAUCCAGAAACCGCAGUAGCGAAUCGCAUUAUACCGACACAGUUGACGGUUAUCCAUGCGACAGACAUCGAUGCUGGCGAUAAUGCUAGAAUCAGAUAUUCCCUGGCAGAAAACAAUUAUUUCCAAAUCAAUCCGGACAGUGGCAUCAUCACACCGUUGAGCGAUGGAUGGUCUAACGUUAAUUCGGUUGAAUUAAUGAUUUAUGCCACCGACAAUUACGGUGCCAGAAAUGGACUGUCGACGUCGCAUGCUUUGUACGUGAGGAAAUUGGAAGAGCAGCACCUGACUAUUGUCACCCUAAGAGACGACAAUCUUAACUCGACGGCGGACGGUGUGAUUGAACAGCUGAAUGCGGAGAGUUCAAUAAAAAUGUUGCUUCUUCAUUCGGCUGCUGUUCCAUACCUUCCGAUUAGUUCCAGACAGAGACAGAGUGUUCCUUCAAAUGCUCUUAGGAUGAUUGUGUAUGCACUGGAUGAUAAUGGCCAACCAUUGGGAACGUUACAAGUGCAGAGACAACUGGAGCCAUUUGUGAACCAGAGACAAUUAACAUUCAGUUCAUACGAAGACUGGGACGAAACCAGCGACGAUGAUUUCGAAUACACCGUGUGGAUCAUUGUUGUCAGUGUUAUGAGUGGCAUUAUUUUACUAGCUGUGGUAGCACUAUUUCUGCUGUGGUGGUUCAAAAUUCGUCCGUAUGAGUACAAGACAAUGAUCGACGAAACAGCCACAUCGCAAGAAAAUCUUCAGGGUGACUUCAAUGACGCCGGUGUCGUCGAAUCAACGCCGCCGAUGCCACGAUUCGAAACCGAAAAGCGUGAAUCGGUGAACAUCAGUGGAUCAACCGAAAUGGAAUCCACGGAUGAGCCAACGAAACGAGCAGUUAUGUUGUUAAAUUUAUUAGACGGUGAUGAGGAUGCGGUUUCGCUAGACAAUUCGUUUGGCGAAGAAAGUGAACGGAGAGAACGGAAGAAGUCGCAAGGGGUUACAUUCAAUGAGCUUGUUGAACGUAUUGAUAUUGAAACCGAUCCAGUAAGAGAUUCCGACACAGAUCUUAGAAGAUAAUAUGUUGCUGUUGCAGUGUAGUUGUUUAAGUGUUUUUAUGAGAUUCCGUUUUACAUUUUGUUAAUUUAAGAUUAAAAGAAAAAAGAAAAAAUGAAAA
Molecule: messenger RNA, 3538 nt
Organism: Bradysia coprophila
Lineage: Eukaryota; Metazoa; Arthropoda; Insecta; Diptera; Sciaridae
Biological process (GO): homophilic cell-cell adhesion
Cellular component (GO): plasma membrane
Molecular function (GO): calcium ion binding
Source: RefSeq, a predicted model, not a curated record